GUAGAUCUAAAGUAUCCCGGUGAUGGUUAUCGUUUCAUAUUAAGUUUUCGUUGGUGCUUUGUGCUCAGAAGUCUGGAAAGUGUUUCCUGCACGCAAUUUUCGGCAAAAUGGCAGAUCAAAUGGGAAAUCAGAAUAACCAAGUAAAACGCCCACUUAUGAGGAUAGAAUUUCCACCACAACCCAUGGCACCGUUCGCGUUUCGUCCUUUACCCAGUCAACCGGCAGAUAAACCCUCAACGGCCGGUAGGCCAAAAAUGAGUUUACCAAAACAAGCCGCAGAUCCAGCCAUCGACAAAACUCGUUUUGCCUCAUCCGAAAGAUCAAAAUCAAGAGAUCAGCGUUUCAAGAUCUGCCACUCGAUGCACUCGACAGGCAAAUUGAAAUUCGACGGCACCGUUUAUGACUUCACGUCGGAGGAUCUCCAGGACUUGGGCGAGAUCGGACGCGGCGGUUUCGGCACCGUCAAUAAAAUGGUGCACCGAAAAUCGCAGACCGUCAUCGCUGUCAAAAGGAUACGGUCGACCGUCGACGAGAAGGAGCAGAAGCAGCUGCUUAUGGAUCUGGACGUCGUAAUGAAGAGCAACGAGUGCAAAUUUAUUGUGCAGUUUUACGGCGCGUUGUUUAAAGAGGGCGACUGUUGGAUAUGUAUGGAACUAAUGGACACGUCCCUAGACAAAUUUUACAAAUUCAUAUUCGAAAAGCUCAAGAAACGAAUCCCGGAGCCCAUUCUGGGCAAAAUAGCACUGGCGACCGUGAAAGCCUUGAACUAUUUGAAGGAAGAACUGAAAAUAAUCCACAGAGACGUGAAACCCAGCAACAUUUUGCUGGACAAAAAGGGCAACAUAAAACUGUGCGACUUUGGAAUUUCCGGCCAACUUGUCGACAGCAUCGCUAAAACUAAAGACGCUGGAUGCAGACCGUACAUGGCGCCGGAGAGGAUAGAUCCGCAACCAGCCAAAGGUUACGACGUGAGGAGCGACGUAUGGUCGUUGGGCAUCACGCUUAUGGAAGUGGCGACGGGCAGUUUUCCUUAUCCGAAAUGGUCCAGCGUCUUCGAUCAGCUGCAUCAAGUCGUCAACGGUGACGCACCCCGUCUUUCCACUAACGCCAAUACAUUUACCGCUGAGUUUGUUAAUUUUGUAAAUACUUGUUUAAUAAAGGACGAACACGCGAGACCCAAAUAUAACAGGCUGCUUCAAGAUCCGUUCAUCCUGCGGUCGCAGAAGGAGCAGGUGGACGUUGCUGCAUACGUCUCCGAGAUUAUGGACGAGAUGGCGAACAACGGUAUCAGCGCCUUCACCACCAAUCUGCAAUAGAUGCUGCACUGAGGCGUGUGCGUCGUCCAUUGUUUGGUUGUUGGUGUUUAUUAAUUCGAGGCGAGCUGAACAUCUGAACAGCGACGAUUUGGUAUGAGAUAGACAAUAAUUCAUUAGAUUAUAGCGAUUGAUCUAAUGUUGACUGCUUUGCAUUUGUCUUUGUACUGUGUUGUUUAAGUCGAUGAUUGAGUUCAGUACCGUUGUAUAACACUACAUAAACAAAAUAUCUUUUUAAAUUGUUGUUAGUGAAGCUGAUCUGUUGAUCAUUGAUUUUAUAUACUAAUUAACCGUCACUGUUGAGAUUUUGGUCGCCUUGGUAUUAUGUUUAAUAUUUUAGAGAAUAAAGUCAGUCAUCUCAGGUGAUAGUGAUAACCUGUUAGCUUAUUGUCCGACGGUUUUUCUUAUUAGUGAACUAUGAUUUUAUAUUUUUCACUUCCUAGUUUUCUCCUCUGUAAAAAAUAUGUAUUGGUUUUGAUGCUUAGUCCCACUAAUCUAUUCUAGACGAAUUACUUUAAUAAAAAAAUAGUCUUAGUAACAUAUGAAUGUUACACUUAAAAUUAGUAAUGGAUAUGAAUAUAAUAAAAGGAAAAUUGUUACUGUCCAUGCAGGUCUGAGUCCAUUUUGUACAUAAAACUCGUAAGAAAUAAAAUGUUUUAAUUUCCCUUUUAUAACUAUAAACUUUUUUUACUAUUGUGAUGUUAAACACCAAUGUAUUUAAAAAUGUAAAUCAUGUAGUAAUUCCUAUUAAUCACAAGACUGGUUAGAAACACCAAAACAUUUUGAAAAUAUAUAUUCCAAUUCACUGUAGAAUUAGAUAUCCUGUUGGAAUUUUAAAUUGUCUCGUAAUUCUCUUUAGCAAAAUAAAUUCCAGUUUUUCAAUGAUUUUAAUAAUAUCAAAGGGGCAACAUUUUCCGUGUAUGAAAUCAUCAAAUAAUUGUCUAACAAUCAAUAUGUUGGCUGUGAAGUAGACUGUUGGACUGAUCAGUUAAUUUAAAAUUUUCCUUAACACUUACUCAACGUUGUAGCUCACUUCAAAACUGUAAAAACUCCUUAUGCACUUAACUUUUUCCUUCACAUUGGUGUUGUCAAAAUAGAUCUGACUUAGAGUGAAUAAAUAAGCAAUAAUGUUAGAGUAAGCAAGUACAUUUUUAAAUAUAUUGGCGAUGUUUAGUUUUAAAACAAGGUGCUUUUAUUAUUUUAAUAAUUUAUUAUAUGUAUAUUAUGAAUUCAUCAUAUUUUAACUUAAAUUUUAUACUACUUCCCCAUUCUCCACUUUACAACAUUCACUUAAAUAUAUUUCAUUUUUUUAAUUAGUUAUGCCCAUUAUAAUACAAAAGUGCAUUAAAAGUGAACAUGGUUUUAAUUAAAGCAAUAAUUUUUGUUGAAUAUUGUAAAGUGUAUUAAAUCUGUUUGUCUAUUUAAAAAAUUGUUACUGGUUUAAACUAAUAAAAUGUUGCCUAUUGUAUUGUACCUUGUACGAUUGUAUAUACUUAAGUGUAUGUUAAUAAUUUUAAUUUUAUACUCAAAAUGUUUAAACAAAUAAACAAAAUAAGCUGUUUAUUUACACAUACAAUGUUGAGUAUAUAUGAAAAAUAUAAUAUACAAAGAAACUC
This is a messenger RNA of Aethina tumida (small hive beetle), 2929 nucleotides long. Its product is annotated as dual specificity mitogen-activated protein kinase kinase 4. The coding region runs from base 108 to 1316 and encodes 402 amino acids. The record is from RefSeq and is a predicted model, not a curated record. NCBI's taxonomy places the organism in Eukaryota, Metazoa, Arthropoda, Insecta, Coleoptera, Nitidulidae. The transcript has 7 exons. Gene Ontology annotation, biological process: protein phosphorylation; MAPK cascade. Gene Ontology annotation, molecular function: ATP binding; JUN kinase kinase activity.